UAUUGACCGGCAAUAGAACAUUUUGAUUGGUUGAUUUUAGUUAUUGGCCCUCUCACUGCCUGAGUCGUGUAAUGAAUUGUAAUUGAGCCUUACCAUGGGCUAUGAAAAUAAGGGCAAAUUUAACAAUCAGCUUCCAUGAGACAACUUACUGGUAUAAUGCCAAACUGUUCUUGAGCUCUUCACCUGCUAAUUAAAUGAAAAAAUAGAAGUUUUAAUUUUUGGUGUUUGUCUUGAAAUCUUUUUUUUUUUUAGAAAAAAGAGGUAAAAAAUUAGGGUGUAUAUUAUACACGGGUGUGUAUUAUACACGCGUAAAUACGGUACUUGAUAAUGAUGAUGAUGACAUCCUCCAGAUGGUCAACACUUUUCUACUGUCCCUCAAUUUAUAACAGGAAAACCCUUUGGCUGUUAAGUGAUCAUGCAGUCUACAGUAAUCUUGCUGGCAAAAGUAGUCCCACUAAAAAGGCGUUGUUAUGAUAGUGCUGGAUGUUGCCACAACCUGAAUGCAUGUCAUUAUCAGAGUCGAGUGUUAUAGAGAAAUUAUUAACCACAAUGUUUAUUUGACUUUGUGAUCAGUGGUUAUCUUUUGAAUGUUGCUGUUUUGAUCCUAGCCUGAGGAUUUAAUUAAAGCAUUAAUGGAGCUUGAAAAUUCUGCUUCACAAGAUGCAGCUGUCAGGGAAAAGAUUGCUAAUUUACCAGCUGAAGUUCAAGAUGUAUCUCUUUUAGAAAAAAUCGAAGAUAAAGAAACCGGUGAUCGUCUUUCCAAGAUUGUUGAUGAGGCUUGUUUUUUACUGGCUGAUUAUAAUGGUAGACUCGCUGCCGAGCUGGAAGAUAGAACAGCAAUAUCCAAAAUGCUGGCCGCAUUUAUACAGCUACAGAAAGAUAAACUAGCAGAAUCAGAGAAAAAACUUGAGGAAUACAAGGCCAAACAGGAAAAGGUUCAACUUGUCAGACAAGAGCUGAAAUCCCAUUUAGAAAAUCUCCCAGACCUUACGAAGCUUCCAGAUCCCGCAGGAGGUCUAGCUCCGUUACCGUCUGCAGGGGAUUUAUUUGCUUCUGGAAGCAAGUCAUGAGACUGAACUUUGUUUUAAUGUUUGACUAGUAUAUAAUUUAUUUAUGUCUUUAGUACAUAUAUAUAUAAAGAUUAACUCAUGGGCUCUUAAUUCUCUUCAUUCAAGAACGACAUCUUAUGUAUGCACAACGUGGAGAGUUCGUGUAUGUUUUUAAAGCUUGUGUAAUGUCUCAAUUUGGAAAAGAAUUGAGAGAGCGAAUAGUAACAGAUUUCUUUAAAGAACACAACUGGUUUUGUAGGAAAAAUAUAAUUACUUAAUCUGAAUACUGUUGAACAAUAAACAGUGUGUGGAAGUAAACGAUUCUUUAGCGUGACGACUCGGAUGAUUUUCAAAUUUAAUACUUUUUCUUCAUUUUAUGUGUACAGACGAGUUAAGAAAAUUUGACUGGCCAUUUUGAAUGUCGUAAUUUUCUCACCGUUUCUUGGUAGAACUAGGAAAUUUUGUAUCAGUGAAACGAGAUUGUAGGCGACUUCUGAUCCUAACGACUUUUCUCCGAUUAAAAGAGAUAGACUGCU
Molecule: messenger RNA, 1585 nt
Organism: Stylophora pistillata
Lineage: Eukaryota; Metazoa; Cnidaria; Anthozoa; Scleractinia; Pocilloporidae
Product: regulation of nuclear pre-mRNA domain-containing protein 1B
Biological process (GO): mRNA 3'-end processing
Molecular function (GO): RNA polymerase II complex binding
Source: RefSeq, a predicted model, not a curated record